AUGGGAACCCAAGAAGGCACUAGAGGGCAUAUCUUUGCGCUGCUGGCUGAAGAACAAGAGCAGGAUCCCUUUGUGAUCCAAGGUACGCUACUAUUGUAUAUUACCUACGUACAAGCUUUGUUUGACUCUAGAGCAUCGCAUUCAUUUAUAUCUAUUGCUUGCGUAUCUGCACUAGCACUAGAAACAAAACCCCUAAGUACGAGUAUGAAAGUAACGUCACUGUUAAAGGGGAGUAUAGCUGUUAGUCUAGUGUGUAGAGGGUGCGAACUAGAAGUAGCCAACCCGCGUUUGACCUACAAUCUUAGGGUGAUUGACAUGGCAAAUUUUGACGUAAUCCUAGGGAUGGACUGGCUAUUAACACAUCGAGCGGUCAUAGACUACCAUCAGAAGAUGGUGAUGGUGUAUACCCCCGAAGGGACUCAUUUCUGA
Messenger RNA from Rhododendron vialii, 429 nucleotides. RefSeq lists its product as uncharacterized. Bases 1 to 429 code for a protein of 142 amino acids. The record is from RefSeq and is a predicted model, not a curated record. The transcript has a single exon. NCBI's taxonomy places the organism in Eukaryota, Viridiplantae, Streptophyta, Magnoliopsida, Ericales, Ericaceae.